AUGUCAGGUUUGUCCGCUGCACCCCGUCUAUCGACCACGGACACAAUAUAUCUGCUUCAUCACGUCUUCCUGCCCCCCAAACUGCCACAGGAAGAUGAUUAUAACGCUUCACAUGAAAGUGCUCUGCUCGAUGGCGUUAUUGAUGCCCUCGCUCUGUUUCAGGAAUAUAGUCAUGGGCAGGAAAGUGAAGUUGUUGACAGUGUCAAAGUGAUGCUCACUCGUUUGAGAGCGACGCGCGAUUGUCAUGGGGACGUGAAUCACGUCGAGCUUCAAAAGGCUCUAGAAGAAUUGGAGAAUUCAGGAGGUGCUCUACCUGUGCAUGUUCGUUGCCAGAAUGCUGCGGUCUUAAUGACCAGGCACAGCGAUUCAAUACAUGUCGAGACGUUUGAACUAUCACCUCGGAACGAAGCCGUCAACACUACGGUGGGUCGACUCCAACGCCAAUUUCCUGGGCCAACCUUUGCUUUGGAUCGAGCCGUCUUCAAUGAACCAAAUAUGCAAACUACCAUUGCGCACGCCCUGGAGAGCAUGAGUCGUCAGCCUGCCCCGGGAACCAAGCCAAAAGUGAAGAAGGCGCGGCAGGAGCACGACGAGAAUCGGGAUACAACCGAUCCGAUGCUGGUUACAGAGUUGUUCACAUCAUUCCUUCGCCCACAAUGCAAAAUUGUGAACAGCUUGCAGGUCUGUAAGAACACAAGGGAAGAGGUCCUGUGGCUCAACAGUCUGCAACCUUGGAGACGGUCCGCCCUCUGGCUCCAGAUUCGAGUUACGAUGCAAUUGGUCAUUCGGAGGCUCUUCCAGCGCAAAGAAAUCUCAGCCGACCUUUAUAAAGAAUUCAUGAUCUUUUACAUGAGUUCCAUUCUCCGCCGCUGUCCCAGGAGCAUAAGCAGUGAGCAUCGGUAUAUUAUGACUUCCAAAAUCGUGCGCCGGUUACGAAAGCUUGAUCUGGCGGAUGAUCAUGCUUGGCUUCCGUUUGUCCAGUGUUCCCUUCAACAAGCGAAUGACGUCCUAGAAGAAAGAUGGAGCAGCAUCCUCGCCCGUAACGCCUGCCGACCUGACAUGUCUUCCAUGGCUCGACUCAACUUUCAAGAUGACACUAAUUGCUCACUGCCCGGUCUUGAUGAGUGGCUUCAGAGCAUCAGAACCCGCCAAGACUCCUCAGUGCCGCCAGAUGCCUACUCACAGUCUGGAUUCUUGGAUUUUGAGCCUGCAGAGCUCCCAUCGCUCUUCCGACUGACUGACCCCGACUAUCACGUCUACAAUCUCGCUGCCUUCGAAGCUUGGGUUGACUUGAAUCUUCAAUCCUGGACUGAGACACAUAUUAGCCAUGAAGACACCUGCGAACGACUAAGCAGAUUAGUCAAUGCCUAUUAUAGUAUUGCAUCCAAAUUGUACGCUGCUAAUCCUGAGGCAUUGUCAGCCAUGCUUCUCACCAUUCUGGAGCUCUGGAUAGCUUGCGACAAAUCCGCCGUCCAUAUUCAUCCGCUGCUUCGCCAGUACAAGACUUGUAUUCCUAUACAUCUCUUCCAGUCUCUCCUGUUACCUCGUCAAUCCCAGCUUACCAGGUUGGCACACGCGGAAAGGUACAUGCGUCAACGCCACCAGGGCGUCCAGUACAGAGGUUCCAAAAUUCUAACCGACUUUGGAACCCCUUCCUCCUUUUCCGUGCGCUACUUCAAGCAGUCCGCUGAACACCAACGUUUGCUUGCCACUAUUGAACAAAGAGCUGAAUCCGAGAAGGCGGACAAAGUUGUGGAGCUGCACCGAAAACAUGAGCAGUAUAGGGAGUUAUGUGCUCGCCGUGAUGAGAUUGAAUGCACUUACUACGAUGAGAGACUCGACAACCGGUUCCACUUUACAGAGCGUCGUCAUAGCCCCUCGUGCCAGAGAUGUAGGUUGGACCGUGCUGCGAAAGAGAUCACAAUUCAUGUUCAUGAAUGGCCUUUGUCUUCCAAUCCCUUGGAAGCAGAAUCCACGGUCUUCGAGUUGAAACUGCCCCGACCAUUUGCAUUCUGGCGUGAUCUCACUGCCUUCAUUGUGCUUGAAAUUUUGGGAAUCACAUAUGCUUCGAAAGAAACGCCUAGAGCGGAGUACCGACCAGGCAGCUACAGUGGCCUCUCCAUGUUCUUCACCGCGGUCGUUGAUUCCCCAAGGAUUGGCCUUCUUUCCCAAGUUAAACCACACCAAGGAACUCACAGGCGAAAGAACCACAUUAUCAAUGUAUCAGAGAGCGACGUUUGUCUUGCGAACGGUUUGUAUUUCAAAUACUUCGACAAUGCCCACCGCUGCUUCACCGACGAUCUGGUCCAAAUACAUGCGAUGGCAACGGCAUGCACGUACAAGUUACCGCCAUCCAGCUCAUCUCUACAGCCGUUUCUCUUCCGCCCAGCGGAGACACCUGACGGCCCGUCACCCAAUACGGUCAUUGCAUCGCAGCAUACCUGCCCCAAUGACAUGUCACUGGGAGAGUAUAAGGCGCUCUGCUCGAUGCCAUUGGGCUUCCAUAUCCAGUGGCAGAACAUCCUUCGGCAGCUCGCCGCACCCACGGUGGUGUUCAAUAAGGUCGAAACGUGCCUUUUUACCCUGCAGAUCAUGCACCAGGCAGGGCCGCCAUCGCUCAUGGAUCCAAUCCUGCGCGAAGGCCAUCAUGUUCUGAACGAAGAUUUGUUCGCAGCGCCUUUACUGCGAGAGAUCCAGAAGACAGCGGCGGCAAUCGAACAAAACUGGCAAUCCGCAGAGGGGCUAAGCGUAUUGAUCGCUCUCACCCAGAAGGUGUUGGCCUGCUCCCCAUCGGUCCACAUUCAGAACAAAUGCAUAGAGCAGCUGGAUGGCCUCCGGAAGAUAUCUUUCGGUUGGGUGAUGACUGUUGGGGAGGAGGCCGGUGCUACGGACAGUAAUGAUCACAGGAACGAUCUGAUUGCCUCCGCCGCUUAUCUCGCGUUGAUGUGCGUGGGCACGUUUGAUUGCGAGAACAGCCACUUGGAGCGAAUACUCCGGAACGAUCUGGAUGCGUCCGUUUUCAUCCAAUGCAGUAUGGUCAUUCAUGACCGAAAAGGCCUUCUAAAGAGGGUAUCCAGCUGUUUACUGCCAAUUCUCUACUAUCGAUGGCAGAACAUAGCCUUUCGGGGACACCGCAUUCUCGUGAACAACACUAUCCAUGGCCGCAGGACCGCUCUCGACCGAGCGAUCCAUCGGACUUGGGCCGCGUACCGACCAGGAUCACCGUGGACAGCAGCCUCGAGUGGCACUCAAUGUUGCCUGCACGCCCAGGUUAUGGGUGAAUCAGGUGGUGCCAGCGGCGUCGGGGUGUACGUUAACCUUCUCACUGGUCAGCUGCUCAUCAAUGGUCGUCCCCUGGCGCGGUUGCCCUCAGAGUUCGAGCGCCAUAAAACAUAUCAAUCCCUGUUUGGGCAUUCCUUAGUGGAAGUGAUGCCCAGCGACCUUUCUGGCUUGGAAUACUCCGCCCAGAGACUGCAUAUGGGCCAGACGAUCUACCUGGGAAAACAGACGAUCCCCGAGCAGAGUGGGUUCGAUCUACGCAUUCGAGCCGUGGAUGGGCGUAGAGUAUGGGAAUUCGUACCCCCGAGGCUUCUCGCAGCUGCUUUACCAGAUGCCUUCGUUGAGGGAUACGCCCAUUGGUACGAGACCAAUUGCGAGUAUAUCGAGUUUCGACCUAUUAACGAGCCAUGGAAGCCAUCACCUGCCUCUCACUGGCGAUUGCAGCGCACCCAGCCGGGAAAUAACUGGCAGCUCACUCAGGGAAAUAUGUCGUUAAUUAGUAUGGGAAGCGAGACAGCGAGAACGUUGUGUGAUGUCUUCCAACCCAUCGAAAAGGCCUCCAAGCUUCACUACAAACUGCACCACGAAUCUGGCAUGCUGGAGAUCGAGAUUCCCCGCCUGCGGCUGAGCUUUAAUCUGCGAUCUGGUCAACCGUAUUGA
Aspergillus luchuensis is the source of this 3939-nucleotide messenger RNA. RefSeq lists its product as uncharacterized. Bases 1 to 3939 code for a protein of 1312 amino acids. The transcript is spliced from 2 exons. The record is from RefSeq and is a predicted model, not a curated record. NCBI's taxonomy places the organism in Eukaryota, Fungi, Ascomycota, Eurotiomycetes, Eurotiales, Aspergillaceae.